This is a messenger RNA of Bufo bufo (common toad), 1100 nucleotides long. RefSeq names its product THAP domain-containing protein 5-like. Lineage: Eukaryota; Metazoa; Chordata; Amphibia; Anura; Bufonidae. The transcript has 2 exons. The coding region runs from base 16 to 873 and encodes 285 amino acids. The record is from RefSeq and is a predicted model, not a curated record.
UGAUAACUCUCCAAAAUGGCUGCUGAGGUGCAGCUCUUUCCUCAGACAUCACACUGUCCUCCUUCUUCUUCUCCUUUCAGAGAGCAGAGCGGAGUCAGCCCUGGGAGGUUUGUAAGAACCCCCCCCCCCCUCCCCGUGCAACUUUAUGGGAACUCAGGCACAAUCGCAGUAUUAAGCACUGUAGUUCUACGUUUCUACGAUACACAGUUAAUUUGUUUGGACACCCUAUCUGGAAUUGGCAAAAUGCCAGGGACUUGUUGGGUCAAGGACUGCUUUUACUCGCCUGGUCGUACCCACAAUGGCCACGAAAUAAAAUUGCAUUCCUUUCCGAACUGUCGGGAAAGAGUUGUGGAAUGGUUGUUACAGUUAAUCCCUGCGGGGAACGAAGUAAAUGCUCUUGCCGAAGACAUUCUUACAAUGAAGCGAAGAAAAUACAAUAAGUAUAGACUUUGUUCAUUACAUUUCACAGAGGACAGUUUCAUUGUCAAUGUCUGUGGACGGGUACUUCGUCCGAAAGCAAUCCCGACCAUAUUCCCAAAUUUUCUAGAUUCUGACCGAAAAGUUGCAGAGGAUUUAACUAAAGCCAAAGCGUUCAAGAGAAAACGACUUGAUGAUCUUAGUGCGCCAGAGGCUUCUAAAAAAGCUUUGAUCCCUGAAUCAUCCAUAAAAACAGAGUCAAGUGGGCAAACGGAAUCUGUUUCCUCCCCGGAAAUUCAACAUUUUCCAGAGAUUGUUGAAAGUCCUAGGUCAAAGUUCACAGAUGUUUCAAUUCAGACCGAUUGUGACCUAACAAAUUCCAUGGUUAUUAUUCGCGACCCAAAAGUGUUCCUAAUGAAGUUUGUCGAUUACAGCACCUUUUUCAAAACCGAGUAGUCAAUCAUCAUAUUUAUGUGAACAUGUUGAUACCGAUGUCAAUUAUACGUUGUUGAUUUAAAUCCGAUAUUAAAGUGGUUUACUACAGAUAGUGGGGUUUUGGUAAUGGUUAGCAAACAAUAAUUGGACUUUUAAUUUCCUAGGUGGAUGGGAGAAGUAUUGUCAGCCAACUCAGUUUGCAAAGGGUUGUUAGGACAAGUGAUAUUUGAGACUAAACCCACAGGACG